AUGACCUUGGACCACAAUGAUCUCGAGGAGCAGAAACCGGAGGAGGUUUCAAAGGAGGAAAGCUAUGACGAUGAGGGUUCCUCCGCAGGGACUAACGACAAUAGGGGAGAAUCUUUCACCACCAUGACCAAGAAGGAGAAACACCGCAUCAAGAUGUUCAGGCUUAUGGUACUUGGCAUGUUGAUCAUGACAGCAGUGGUCACCAUUGUGGCUAAGGUCUUGCUUGGCCAACAGGAGAACAGAAACUUUGAGACAGCUUAUGGCCAGUUUGCACGCAGUCUUGCAGAUGCUGCCAUGGAACAGCAGCAGAGCCUCCGUGCUGCCUGCAAGAGCCUGGCCAAUGAAAUCACUGCCUAUUCACAACAGUCCAACCAAAGCUGGCCCUAUGUGGAUCUACCUUUGUUUGAGAGCUAUGCCAAGGGUUUCUUUGAGCACAGCAAGGCUGAGUUUAUUGGGGUUCAGAACCUUGUCAUGCAGGAUGAACGAGAUGACUUUGUCAAUUGGACCACAGCCCGCUACCAGGACUGGGUUGAGGAAGCCCAUUUGCUUCGCUAUGGAAACACUGACCUCCUCAACACAGAUCCAGCCCGAUACAAUCCUUUCAUAUCUCGAAAGGGCCCCAACAGGACUUUUCCACCUGACGAGGAACGCCCUUACUAUGCUGUUCGUAUCAUGCAGUCUCCUCCCAUGCGUGCCUACGGUCCUACCUUGAAUCUGAACCUCGCCACUAUCCCUGGUAACCAAGAAAUUCAUGAUGCCCUCCUUGAACUCAAGUACGAGACGCUGGUGUCACGCAUCAGGCCAUUUGGUGCUGUCCCCGCAGAAGAACACAAAAACUUCCAUACUGACUCUGAAGCGGACAACCCCCAUUCUUUCAUGUACACACCCAUUUGGCGUGAGGUCCACAAUCCAGACAGUGGCAUUGUUGGAACACUUUCUUCCAGUGUUGCAUGGGAUGCAAGUAUGCAAGACUUGCUGCCGGAGACGGUCACAGGCAUCUUGAGUGUUGUCCGCAAUGACUGUGGGCAAGUGUUCACCUACAAGGUCUCUGGAAAAGAAGCCUACUACCUUGGUCCAGAAGAUCAUCAUGAUCCAAAGUUUGAUGACUUGGCGAUUAUUGUGGAACUCGGCUGGCAUACACAUCCAGACUUCACCACAACACCAGGCCAUUGCCAGUAUACCAUGUUUGUGUAUCCAACUGAUGAGUUCAAAGAUGGCUACACCACCGCCCUUCCUGUUAUGUUUGCGGUUGUUGUGGCAUGUACCUUUUCGUUCGUCGCCAUUGUCUUCUUCAUUUAUGACUGCUUUGUUCAACGCCGAAAUCUGGAGCUGGCUCAAGAUGCUGCUCGAUCGGACAUGCUUGUGUCAUCUCUCUUCCCCAGCGAAAUCAAAGACAAGCUUUUGGCGCAGCAAGACGUAGGAGAUGGGAAAGGAAAUGGGCAUCACAAGGGAGGGAUUCCUGACCCCUGUGACAGUGGAAUUGGCAAUCGUAAUGAAGGUGGUUUUGCACAUUUGGCCAAGGCUUAUCCACACACAACAGUAUUCUUUGGAGACCUAGUGGGUUUCACUUCGUGGUCCAGCACUCACAAUCCAGAGCAAGUCUUUGAGCUCCUUGAGACCCUCUAUAGCGCCUUUGAUGCUCUGGCAAAGAGAAGGCAUAUAUUCAAAAUUGAAACAAUUGGAGAUUGCUAUGUUGCUGUCUGCGGUAUGCCAUAUCCUCAAACAGACCAUGCAUCCAGAAUGGUCCGCUUUGCCCAUGAUUGCAUGUCCAAGAUGCAUAUCUUGACGACAGAACUUUCAGAAACCUUGGGCAAUGAAACUGCUGACCUCCAACUCAGGGUUGGUUUGCAUAGUGGAAGUGUGAUAGGUGGGGUACUGCGAGGAGACAAGAGCCGCUUCCAGUUGUACGGCGAUACUGUUAAUACAGCGUCUCGCAUGGAAAGCACAGGAGUUGCUGGAUGUGUCCAUGUUUCUCAAGUCACUGCUGAUGCGCUAAGGGUGUUGGGUAAGACGAAUUGGUUGACACAUCGGAAUGACAAGAUUGUGGCAAAGGGGAAAGGAGAGAUGGACACAUAUUUUGUUUCAAUCCCUACCGCCUCCACAGUCUUGUCGUCGACUGGAACGGAAUCUCUUGAUGGUACUGAUGAAGUCCAUACGGUGGACGUCCGUGCCAUGGAUGCCAGCACCUUGUCAGUGUAG
Molecule: messenger RNA, 2199 nt
Organism: Seminavis robusta
Lineage: Eukaryota; Bacillariophyta; Bacillariophyceae; Naviculales; Naviculaceae
Source: the annotation of a GenBank genome assembly